AUACUUUCCAUUCCACUGAUUUCAUUUGUCGUCUGCUGUUGGCCGUGAGCAGAUCGCUUGGCGCUUCACCAGGAGUGGGUUAAAGUCAGUCGAGCCUCCAGAAAACCAAAACAAAAACAAACCCACGGGAUCGCUUUCUUUACCACUGAUAUGGAAGAGGUUUAAAACCUCCGACGUCUGUUUGCUAACAUCAGUGUGUUCGGCAUAGUGACUUUGUGAGUGAUAAUUGAUUGUGUGCAUGAAAUGCAACGUGUAAAUAGUUGUUUUACAUGUGGACUGCCAUCUACAGAUUGCACUCGGCUGUGAACAACGGAUUGUAGUGUUUAGUACCUGCCAGUUGUUGUGUGUUCAUUUUGUUCAACAUAAGCUACAAGCGUUCGACAUAGCAUCUUUUCAAUGGUACAUUGCAUUUUCAAUUAACAAGGCUAUUUGGAACAGUUAAAGCCCAUCUGCUGUGCAGCCGGAUCCACCCAGCACAGCCCACAGCCAACCCGACGACAACGACGCCACCGCCACCGAUAGUGCUGCUUGACUUGGCUUAUUCUAGGAGGCACACAGCCCCAGCAGAGAGACGCUCGGUUUCCCAGGCAUUCAGCCAGCGUUAGUCUGAUUCAGUGCCUCUCGGCGUGCACAUCGUACCGGCAAUUUGUCCGGAGUGUUGUAUUCCGAUAUGCUCUUUUGUAUCAAGUAAAAGAUCCGAAAAAUCUUCCCGAUCGUGAUUCAGUUUGUUGCGGUGCCAAAAGAGUGUGUGGGAAUCCAUGAAGAAAAGUGUUUGUUACGUAAGCGCAAUUAGUGUUACCCGGAGAGUCAUUUGUGGUCAAACUGCAAGAUUUGAAGUGUGAGUGCGUUCUCUAUCUCAGUCACGCUGCGCUGAUUGACGUCUCCGUAGGUCAGAGGGUGCCUUUAGUGUGAUCGUAGAGGGGAUUGCGUGUGCCCAUUCGAUAAUAGCCCAGCUCAAAGUGGUGUGGUGACCUAAUGAUUGCGGCUCGACAGGUCGUUUGAAUGCGAACUUGAGCCACGUGAAUCAUUACGCAUAUACGCAUAACCUCUAAUAGCUCUAGCUGCUGUAAGAAGAAGCAUAAUAAGAAGAAAAAGACGGAAGCCUACAGUUCGAGAAAAACAAACGGAAUCACAAAUUGCUCGCUGCAGAAAUGGGUGCGAUUGUGCCAUUGCUAGUUGGUGUGAUUCUGUACCUCCGGCCAGCCGUCUGCAACGAUAACCUCCGGGUGGCUUACCAGUGGAGCCAAAUUGACUUUGAAUACCCGUCCGAGGCGGACCGAGCGGAUGCCAUCCGCUCGGGGGCGUACGUCGCAGAAAAUGUAAUUCCGAUCGGACUGGAAGUCUACAAGAGACGCCUGUUUGUGACGUUACCGCGCUGGAAAACGGGAAUUCCCGCUUCGCUCGCUUACAUCAACGUAAACGAAACCAACAGCCAAUCACCCAAGCUGCGACCGUACCCGAGCUGGAGUGCCCACCGACAAAUGACCGAAGAGGAGGCACCGGAAAUUGUUUCCCCAUUCCGGAUACGAGCCGACCGGUGCGGACGACUAUGGGUGCUGGACACCGGGAUUUCUGAUCUUCUGAACACCGCCAAGGUUCUGGCUCCCACCUCUUUACUGGUGUACGACCUGCACAACGACAACCUGCUGAGACGUUACAAAUUCCCCAAGGAUCACAUCAAAGAAGGAUCCUUCUACGCAAACAUUGCAGUUGAAGAUUCUAACUGUGACGAUACGUUCGCUUAUGCAGCUGAUCUUGGAUCACCGGGAUUGGUAGUGUAUUCGUGGAAACUACAGGAAUCCUGGCGUGUCCAACAUCACUUCUUCCAUCCCGAUCCGUUGGCUGGAAAUUACACUAUCACCGGAAUUUCAUUCCAGUGGGACGAUGGACUGUUUGGAAUGGCUUUGUCACGACCUCAGAACGAUGGAUUCUCCACCAUGUACUUCCAUCCUCUGAGCUCGACGAAUGAAUUUUCUGUUUCUACGAGGAUACUCAGGAAUCAGACACUAGCCACGUCUGAUAAAAUCUACAAGGAGUUUAAGGUUCUUGGCUCCAGAGGACCAAACGGUCAAGCCGGUGUUGCAUUCCUGGAUCAAAAGACGGGAGUCAUUUUCUACGCCUUGCCGAACCUUAACGCCGUUACCUGUUGGAAAACAUCCAACCGAGCAUACACUAUCAAAUCGCUCGGACGAGUGUACAUGAGCGUCACCGAUAUGGUGUUCCCUAACGAUGUUAAAGUGGAUGACGAGAGCAACCUGUGGGUCCUAUCGGAUCGACUACAUCAGUACAUGUACUCCAGUCUGGAUCCGAAAGAUGUCAACUUCCGUAUCCUAACUGCAACCGUGAAAGACGCUAUUGAAAACACAGCCUGUGAUCUUAAAAUCAAACCUCUGCCGGACAUUAUCACCAACCUGGGCGAUAUUCUACGGCCAUCAACGACAACUGUGCCUCCCAAAUCUGGGGCACAAAUGGUGCUCAUUUCCCACGCGGUUCUUCUACUCGCUGUUUUCGCCAAGUUGCUUCUAUGAACUUUAGCAUGUGUGUUAAAACAGUGUGGUGGUGCUCGAUAAAAUAGUCCUACAACAACAACAACAUAAAUUCAAUCAGUCUUGGAAAAGACUCAAAACUGCUAUCAGUAACUGUAAGGAAAUAUUAAUUUCAUUUUAGCACAGCUUUUUCAACGCACCGCGCAGAACCAAGGAAAUAAGGCACAGGAAUUCACUCAAAUCAGUCAAAUAACGUUAAGUUUGAAGGCUCUUGUUUGUUACUUCAUUACCUGUAAAGUAAGCUACCGAAGGAAAACUAUUGUAAAUUAUUUUCGCUUUCAUAGGUAAGGCAACUAAAACUAGAAUUUUAGAGAACCGUUGCAGGAAUCGUUAGACGAGAUUCGCAAGAUUACCAGAUAUGAUAAAUGUUAAAUAAUCAGUAUUGGAAACGAACAAUCACAAUCUUGUUUUAAGCUAUCACGUUGUAAAUUAUUGUUUUAACUAUUUAACUCGAUUGUAGAGUCGAUCGGGGACACGAUUUUAAAUGAACGCAAUCUUGUGUGGAAACAUGCAACGGUAGAAGCAGGAAAAAAAAAUGUGCUAUAUACUAGCUGAUUCAUCAAUAAUUGGGACACAUUAAUCAAAAUGUUUUAGCAAAAUUAAAGGUGUAGAAUUGCUAUCAAGAUGCUUUCCGUGUAAAUUAAACCGUCCACGUGUCAUAUAUCGAAUGUUGUUAGUCAUAUUGUAUGAAGGAAAGAAGUAUAGUUGUUGCAAGAACCAA
Ochlerotatus camptorhynchus is the source of this 3267-nucleotide messenger RNA. It is a transcript of the gene yellow-b, whose product is annotated as yellow-b. Gene Ontology annotation, cellular component: extracellular region. The transcript has 3 exons. The coding region runs from base 1152 to 2528 and encodes 458 amino acids. The record is from RefSeq and is a predicted model, not a curated record. NCBI's taxonomy places the organism in Eukaryota, Metazoa, Arthropoda, Insecta, Diptera, Culicidae.